Molecule: messenger RNA, 2368 nt
Organism: Sebastes umbrosus (honeycomb rockfish)
Lineage: Eukaryota; Metazoa; Chordata; Actinopteri; Perciformes; Sebastidae
Gene: sgf29
Product: SAGA complex associated factor 29
Exons: 11
Coding region: 239-1111 (290 amino acids)
Cellular component (GO): SAGA complex
Source: RefSeq, a predicted model, not a curated record
GGGAAAGUUCAACUUGGUUCCGGGUCCGUCCGGCUGGUGGCGCUGUGAGAAGCGGGUUCGCCAACUCAACACUAACUAACACCAACGAAGAAGAAGAAGCAACAGCAGCUAAUGUGUGUUGUUAGCUAGCAGCUAGCAGCUAGCAGCUAGUCGACAGUAAACAACAGAAACACGGUGAGUUCAUCUUCAUGUUGGUGGAGGAAAGGUUCAAGCACAGCGAGUUUAUUAAGCUACAGACAUGUCAGCCGAUACCAAGAUUGCCGAGCUGCUCACAGAGCUCCAUCAGCUCAUCAAACAGACUCAGGAGGAGAGGUCACGCAGCGAACACAAUCUGCUCAACAUUCAGAAAACACACGAGAGGAUGCAGACGGAAAACAAAACGUCCCCAUACUACCGGACCAAGCUGAGAGGACUGUACACCACGGCCAAAGCCGACGCUGAGGCAGAGUGCAGCAUCUUGCGUCACGCUCUCGAUAAGAUCGCAGAGAUCAAGUCUUUGUUGGAGGAGAGGAGAAUAGCCGCUAAGAUGGCAGGAGUUUACAGCGACAGCGACCCCCCCAGGAAGACGAUGAGGCGAGGCGUCCUGAUGACGCUCCUCCAGCAAUCGGCCAUGACGCUCCCUCUGUGGAUCGGCAAGCCGGGCGAGAGCCCGCCUCCUCUGUGCGGGGCGACGCCGGCCAGCAGCGACUACGUGGCCAAACAGGGCGACAAGGUGGCGGCGAGGGUGAAGGCCGUGGACGGAGACGAGCAGUGGAUCCUGGCUGAGGUGGUCAGCUACAACCACUCCACCAACAAGUAUGAAGUGGACGACAUUGAUGAAGAGGGCAAAGAGAGACACACUCUGAGCAGACGGAGGAUCAUCCCUCUGCCUCAGUGGAAGGCCAACCCAGAGACGGACCCAGAGGCCCUGUUCAGUAAGGACCAGCUGGUGCUGGCCCUCUACCCCCAGACCACCUGCUUCUACCGGGCCCUCAUCCACGCCCCUCCACACAGGCCUCAGGACGACUACUCGGUGCUGUUCGAGGACACGUCGUACGCCGACGGUUACUCCCCGCCGCUCAAUGUGGCUCAGCGUUACGUGGUCGCCUGCAAAGAGAACAAGAAGAAGUGACCGCUGACUGGAUGUCCGGACAUGAAGGACGAAGUUGAAGCCCGUCUGGGAGCGUUGUUAUAUUUUGAAAUUGCGCUGAUUUUUGUAUGAAAACGUGUCAAAACUCAAAGUAGACUCUCUCGUGUUUGUGUUUCAAAUCUCUUGGAGCAGGUUCUGAUCCACUGACUGGUCAUGGAAGGGUGUAAUCUUCUAGUGGUGCGUUCACACCAAGCGCGAAGCGAAGUUUUGCACGAUGCGAGUCAAUGCAAAGAGGCGAAGAGAUGCAAAUUCACACCGGGCGAUGCAAAUUGCCGUUUUUAUGCCUAGAAGAUUUCAUGUUGUGUGUUGAUGGAGCAGCUGCAUAGUCUGGCACUGAUCCAUCCAGACUCCAUUCAGAAAACAUGCAUUUUAAAAGUUGUCUGCGUGUCGUCAUGGUAACAGACCUGACAAAGCAUGAAUUCACAGUUUUUACUAAUCAGCAUCAUCAUGUAGUUAUUCCAGCAUCAUUUUGAUCUGUUUAUUGAUAUUAAAUCACAGCACAAUCUGUUUAUUUUGGGUUCAUACCGCAGUAGAGACGUGUAGCUGCUGGAUACAGUCAGUGUGAUGUCACUUUAUGUGAAUACAGCUCGCCGCCAGGUGACGUUAUGAACCCAGACACGACGGCGUUUGGUUUUCUGACAUCAACAUGUACAAAGCAGCUACAGAGGUUAUUGCCUCCAUGGUUGAUGGAGGAAGGAGAAGUUGUUGGUAUCCAUGGAGACAGGCUCCUCCUCCUCUCCGGCACGUCGAGAACACAGAUGAUACCGGCGGUCCAACUGGCGCGAGUUAAGCGAGGCAAAUUUUCGCUUCGCUCUUGGUGUGAAUGUGACAUUAGAGUCUUGGAGCCGAGCUGGGAAACGGCAUUAAGUCAAUCAAAGACACAAUAACAGAUGGUUUAAUGCUCAACAUCUCUUAAAUGUCAAAAUCACCACCAAGACAUGUGAACUAAAAGCUGUGUCCUAAAUCCAGACCGCCGACCGCCGACUGCUUUGAGUCUGUUCAGUGUCCACUCAGGAAAAGAGACAAAAUAAAGUUAUAAUAAAAACACCCCAGUCAGUCAGUAUGGAGACUGAAACAACCUGAACAGAUGUUUUAGGGUGUUUCUGCAGCUUCGGGCAUUUUUAAGUCCCAGCAAUGACAUUUUGAUAAAUAUAUACACGCAGUGUUAUUAUCACCCAUCUUCACAUCAAAAAUAAUAAUUACAAAAUAAUGUGAUUUAAUAAAAAUGUAUGAAUCAUU